Messenger RNA from Acanthochromis polyacanthus (spiny chromis), 2879 nucleotides. RefSeq lists its product as uncharacterized. The transcript is spliced from 5 exons. NCBI's taxonomy places the organism in Eukaryota, Metazoa, Chordata, Actinopteri, Pomacentridae. The record is from RefSeq and is a predicted model, not a curated record. Bases 1447 to 2202 code for a protein of 251 amino acids.
CAAACUUUUGUGAAGUAACUCCACUCUUCUGUUUAAUGAAGUAAACACUUUGGAGUUUCUGAGGAAACAUCCAUGUAAUUUUGCUGCAGUACUGUCCAAUAUGCCUUAUAACACAAUUCAGAGCAGGGUGUAACACUCAGUGCUGUUGUUUUAUGAUAACUGGUUCAAUAUUUAGCAAAUAUGAUUGAAAACUGAGAUCACAACAGUGUGGUAGAUUACCAAUGGUUUAACAAGACAUCCAUAAUAUAUGGUUCUCUUUUGUGUCUGUUUCACUUUCAGUCUUCUGGGACAAGAUAAAGAUGUACUUUCAAAGUUCAUCCUCAUCUUCAUCCUCAUCCUCAUCCUCAUCCUCGCCCUGCGAAAGACUGGCGACCUGUCCAAGGUGUCCCCCGCCUUCGCCCGAGUCAGCUGGGAUAGGCUCCAGCACCCACCGCGACCCUAGUGAGAAUGAAGCGGUGUAUAGAGGAUGCAUGGAUGGAUCCUCAUCCUCAUCCUCAUCCUCAUCUUCCUCCGAGGGGAGUACCACAUGGCAGCGUUUGGAAUUCACAACAGGCUACACGGUGGUGAAAGAACUGAGAGCUGGAGGCUUUGGAAGAGUGUUGGAAUGCGUGAAAAACAACACUGAAGAGCACGUGGCUAUAAAGGUGCCCAUACGGCACAAUCUAGACCAUGAGGUAGGAGACUGAUUUCAGCUGAACAGUGACAUAAAAAAGACAUUGUUUUAAAAAGAGGUAGUACCACUACAAGAUUCUGAGUAGUGGUACUGGUCAUGUUAUGUACUUUUUAGUUGUUGAGAAGAACUGAUUGGAUGAUGUGACUCAGCAAACAUAUUGUGUCUCCACAGGCGGAAAUCCUGAAAAAGCUCAUGAGCCACAACUCGAAGGAGUCCAACAUCAUUGAGUACAAAGGAGACUUCUUCAUAGACAAUAAGCGGCUCCUGGUGCUUGAAAAGUUGGACAUCGACCUGUGGGACUAUGUGGAGAGUUUACCACAGCCAAUGCGACUGGAAGACGUCCGCACAGUUAUUCAGCAGGUGGCUGUAGCUUUGAAUGCAGCAAAGAGUGCUGGCAUAAUCCACGGUGAUGUGAAGGAGGAUAACAUCAUGAUGGUGGAUCACGUGAAGCAGCCCUUCAGAGUCAAGCUCAUUGACUUUGGUAUGGCCAAGUACAGGUCGGAAGCCAAAGCAGGAGAGCUAUUCCAAGUACUUGAAUAUAGAGCUCCAGAAAUCACCCUGGGCCUGCCGUAUUCAGAGGCCAUCGACGUUUGGUCCUUAGGCUGCGUGAUGGCCGGGAUGAUGACUGAAGAUAGUCUCUUCGGAUCAGAAUCGGACUCAGACUCGGAAUACUGGAAAGUGAGUAAAUUACUGCAGCUGAAACACAUUAGAAGCCGUCACAGGAUUAGCUUCAGGUCUAACAUGGUGUUACGUUUUGUCUGCAGCUCCGACGCAUGAUCCGUCUGCUGGGUCCGCCACCGCAACAUCUCAUCGAUGCUGGCCGGAGAUCACGAUUUUUUUUUCAGAAAACGUCUAAUGGUUUGUGGCGGCUGAAGGUACAAUGCUCCUACUGUGAUUUUACCUCUGACCUUUACUCACUCAAUAAGAUAAAGACUUUAGUAAGCAUCAUUGUUUUCUUCUUUCAGACACCUGUUGAGUAUUUUGUGGCCCAUGUCAUCUACUCCGACCCCACAGUUUACGAGUUCGGCUCUCUGGAUGAAAUGAAAACGGUGUCCUCUGAGACGGACAACCCAGCAGAGGCCGAUGAGAGGAGGGAGUGCAUCGAGCUGUUGAAGGCGAUGCUUCGGUGGGAUGAGGACGACAGAAUCACCCCCAGCGGUAUCCUCAACCAUCCCUUCAUCACCAAAAGCUAUCUCAACAGCAGCUCCCCCACCAGCAGUUGCGAUGAACCGAGACCCUCCACCAGCAAGUUCAUCAUGGUUAAGCCUGCAGAUCCUGAAAACAGAAUUAACCUGACAGGCUUGCCUGAUGAGGACAAAGACCUGAAGAGCAGUGAGCAUGAAGACAGUGACAAUGCUGACACUGCUGAAGACACUGACGACAGCGAGGAUAGCAAUGAUGAUGAAGACACCGAGGUCAGUGAGAAGGAACAGAGGAAGACGAAGAAGAAGAAGAACUGCUUCCAACGCGUCUUCUCUUGGAUAAAGAAGACGUUCUGCUGCUGCUGUGCGUCCGAUGUGAUGAACUGAGCAGCACUGUCAAGUGUCUUUCACUGUCACCCUCACCCCAACCGGUCGAGGCAGAUGGCCGCCCUGUCUGAGCCUGGUUCUGCUGGAGGGUUCUUCCUGAAAAAGGGAGUUUUACCUCCCCACUGUCGCCAAGUGCUUGCUCAGACAGGGAAUCCAAAGGAAACUUUGGAUUUGUUGGAUUUCUUUCUAUAGUUUUGUCUUUACUUUCCUCACUGAAGUGUCUUGAGAUGACACAUUUGAACUGGAAAAUAAAAUGUAUUGAAAAUGAAUUGAAAGGUUUACCCAAAAAGUGUCUGGAUUUUGGUCACAUGGUUGUUGCUCACAACUGCCCUGAGUCAGUCAUGGCUUCUCAGUUGCCGUGCAGAGCAGAGAAUCUUUGGCUUUCUUUUUUUUACAAUUUCCAUCGUUAUUUUUGGUGAAUUUUUAAAUUUGACAUUUUAAAUAAAGUGACUACAAUGAAAUCUGACAAUUUUAAGCUUAUUUUCAAGAUGUUUUCUCUAUGUAACCACACAAAACUGAUGGUAUUUAUUACAAACAGUCGGAAGGUUGAACCACCAGAAACUGCAUUUUUACACUUUCUGGCUCUAAAAAGAGUGUGCAUUUUGAAGACUUUUUAAAAACAAAACAUGCCUUGUAAACAAAGUGGUGUUACAAGGGUUUAAAGUGACAAGCACAUC